AUGUCUACAUGGGAGACAACUUUUGAGUCAGAGCCAUUUGCUCAAGGAAGAUUCAGAUAUGCUUUUAAGGGGCACUAUACCAAACAUCCUACUAAAUGUGGACAAAGUUGUGUUGUAAAGAAAUUCAAAGACAACUAUGUUUGGGAGCCAAAAGGUUGGGAUUCUACAGUGAAGAUUUACACUAAAGCUCAAGAAUAUACCUCAGGAUUUGGAAGAGGAUUGGAAUUUACUGAAUGCGAAACUGGUAUAGUGACAAAGGUUGGCUCUAGUACUAAAGUCAAGCUUGAUGAGUACACAGUAAAUGAAGAUUAUCUCGAAGGGAAUUAUAUAAAAUGGUGUAACAAUUAUGGGUAUGUGUCAUCAGAAGCUAGAGGAGUAGACUCCAUAUUGACAGCAUUCAUGCACUGGAGCUGGGUGAAAAGCAAAGGAGAAGAAAUGGUUACUGAUAUACAAGGAGUGAAGAAUGGAAACUGUUAUAGAUUAACAGAUCCUGCUAUGAUCUCUGUUAAAAAGGAAUACGGAGUGACUGAUACUGGGAUUGAAGGAAUGGCAAUGUUUUUUCUCAUCCAUCAAUGUGGUAGCCCUUGUAAUGGUUUGCCUAAACCAACACUGGCCCAGUUUGUUGGUAAAAUACCUGAUGCUAUGCUGCAGCAAGCUCUUGCCUUCCAGCAGUUAUCAGCCAGGGGGACCACUUAUUCACAUGAAACUAAGUUUUCUGAUGCUAUUAGGAAUGCUCUUAUUCCUGUUUUUUCAGCUAUUGCACAAGGAAAACAGAUAAUAUAG
Amphimedon queenslandica is the source of this 783-nucleotide messenger RNA. RefSeq names its product alpha-protein kinase vwkA-like. The transcript has a single exon. NCBI's taxonomy places the organism in Eukaryota, Metazoa, Porifera, Demospongiae, Haplosclerida, Niphatidae. Gene Ontology annotation, molecular function: ATP binding; protein serine/threonine kinase activity. Gene Ontology annotation, biological process: protein phosphorylation. The record is from RefSeq and is a predicted model, not a curated record. Bases 1 to 783 code for a protein of 260 amino acids.